Messenger RNA from Papilio polytes (common Mormon), 896 nucleotides. RefSeq names its product trypsin, alkaline C-like. The transcript has 4 exons. Lineage: Eukaryota; Metazoa; Arthropoda; Insecta; Lepidoptera; Papilionidae. Gene Ontology annotation, biological process: proteolysis. Bases 28 to 807 code for a protein of 259 amino acids. Gene Ontology annotation, molecular function: serine-type endopeptidase activity. The record is from RefSeq and is a predicted model, not a curated record.
CAUCCAGUUACUAAAUCGCAAUACACAAUGGCACACUUGGCUUGGGCUGUACUCUUCUUGGCCGCUUGGUGUUCAGCCACCGACGCCAACCGCAUCGUGGGUGGCAAACCCACAACCAUCGAGCAGCAUCCUUUCAUGGUCCAAAUUGAGAACUGGAUUGCGUUCGCUAUCUGGUCUCAGCGAUGCGCCGGUAAUGUUCUCACCUCCAGAUAUGUGUUGACCGCCGCCUCAUGCACUAGGGAAUCUCUCGCGCCCCCCCAGGUCCGUCGUAUCAGGGCUGGCAGUACAUACCGUAACACCGGAGGUUCCAUCCACGCCGUCGAGCGCAUCACCAACCACCCGUCCUUCGGACAGAACGGUUUCGAUGGUGAUAUCUCAAUCAUCAGGCUGGAGACUCCUCUCGUGUACUCCAACAGCAUUCGUCAAGCCACCAUCAUCGCUCAGGGCGCUGUUAUCCCUGACAAUCUUCAAGUUGUCCACGCUGGUUGGGGCAGACCCUCUUUCUUUGGUAGCCGCGCCGAAUACUUAACCGAUGUGUCCGUGAGGACGAUCAACAACGCAGAGUGCGCGAGCCGUUACCUUAACUGGCCCCGCCCUCACACCGUCACCUCCAACAUGAUCUGCGCCGGCUUCCUCGAUGGCGCUGCUGACGGUACCUGCUUCGGUGACGCUGGUGGCCCUCUCAUCUACGACAACAUGGUCAUCGGUAUUGCCUCCUGGGGCAAGACUUGUGCCAACGGUACCUACCCUGACGUCAGCACUUCCGUCAGCUCCUACACCAACUGGAUCUUGGAGAUUGCCGUCUAAUUGUUCCUAUUUUAAUACAAUACCAGCUAUUGUCAAAUAUGUUCAAUAGUAUUGCCAUAAAGUAAAUAAAUUAUAUAUUUACAUAGUUA